GCGGCGUCGGAGGCGGCGGAAGGGUGAAGAGAAGCCGAGUGUAACGCGCGAGUAAAAGACAGAACGCGGCAGCCAGGGGGUGGAGAGAGAGAGAGAGAGCCAGAGAGAGAGAGAGAGAGAGAGAGAGAAAGAGAGAGAGAGGAGAGUGAGAGAGAGAGGUAGGGAGGCGGCAACCGAGGCGAACAGACUUCACCGGCGCUCUGCUCCCAAUAACGACUCUCGCCCUCGGUCAGUCGCGCGCGAACCGCGGAGCCGCGAGCAUCUCUCCGUUUUUCUCUCGUUCUGCUCUCGGGCAGGUUACCUGCGUUUCGAGCCAGCGCAUGCACGUGCGAACCCGGGGGGACGCGAGAGCACAAGGGAGCGAGAGGGCAAAGUGGAACGAAUGUACACACAAGAGGUUGACCCGCGUCCGGUCACCGAUCGAAACUAAACGAACCGCGCCGCUCGAGGAUUCACGAUCGAAAUAACCCGAGACACCGAGGCGACAGGUGAAUCGGUUCGAGUCGAGCCUCGAUCGCUAUUGUCCGUGCGUUCGUCCGCUGUUCAGAGAGACAUGUCGGUACUCACGGGGAAUCGGAGUUAGCAGGCAAAAGACAUUCUCACAGUAAGCGAAGACGGAAACACAGCGAAAGGACGGAAGAUGAAAGAGUCUGUUUGCGAGUGUUCGGCCAGCUAGGACACUCUGGCAGGCUUCACUAAGAUUCUCGAGGGAGGAUCGGUGGUGGAUUGAUGACCCCGGUCGAAUCGGGCAAAUUGGGGACAAGGUGAGAAAAGGGACAGAGUCAGAGACCACGAGGGCUAGACUUAGAGGGGAGGAGAAACGAGUCCGCAUUCGGGGUUAUCUGACGGUGGAAUAGCCGCGAUAUCGACGUGGUAAUCGCGUCGCGAGUGGUGUUGGCUGCAUCCGGAGAUACACGCAGCUGGUGACCGAGUGAGAGAAGAGCGGAAAGCGGUCGCACAAAGUGACAAGCGGCGAGCGCAUGGUAUAUAAAAGUGCGAAUUGGUGAAGAGCGCGCGCGCGCGCACGCACGCGAGACCGAGCGAGUUACCGGGCGGUUCGAGGCUGCGAGUGGCGCGCGGACCAAGAAGAAGAAGAAGAAGAAGAGGAGGAGGAGGAGGAGGAGGAGGAGGAGGAGGAGGAGGAGAAGGAAAAGGAGAAGGAGAAGAAGAAGAGGGAGAGAGGUGGCCAGGGAGAGGAGCACACACCAUAGAGGACAACGCUGUUGCUAUUUUCGAGACCGCCAAAUAUCUCGGUGCUGCUCUCGGUGCUGCUGCUGUCUGCGUUGGCCCUGCCACGUUCUUUCUUCGGCUCCGUUCACGUUCCUCCAAAGCGCAGCGAUUCUGCGCCGAUGACGCAUGGCCCUGACCAAACAGGGGGACAGAGAGAGAGAAAGAGAGCGAAAGAGCGUGAAAGAGAGGAGGCCGCACGAGAAGAGCGAGAGACGGAGCGAGAGAGCGGCGCGUAUGACAGAUUGACCGUUCGAAUGAAAAUCGUUUGAACGGUCGUGAGGGUCCUCCGACGAAGAAGAAUCCUGGCUAAAGGGUGCGAAAAGGCUGUUAGGAGAGAAGAGAAAGAGGGAAAGGAAGAGGUGAAGCGAAGUCGAUCGAUCGUCGUGAUAGACAAUGGCGGGCGAGGACACUCAGAUUCUGGCGAACGGAAAUGUCGAGGCACUGACGAUAAUCCCGCCGAAGAUGGCGAACGGGAACGGUCUGAUCUGCGAGAAGCAGCACAACAACAAUGGCUCGAUACCAAACGGGCAACUACACGAGAUCUCCGCGACGGAGAACGGGAAGCUGAUCAUGUCCGACGAGAAAUCGAGCAGCCUUCACACGGAGUUCGACGACGCUGACGUGUCGUGCGGCUGGGGCCCGUGCAGGCCACACUGGCUGCAGUAUUUCGCCACGAAGCAGGCCUUCCUGGCCACCUUCUGCAUCACUUGGGUCCUCCAGGGAAUGUACUACACGUACUUCGUCUCGGUGAUCACGACGAUCGAGAAGCUGUUCCAGAUUCAGUCGAAGACCACCGGUAUCAUAAUGUCAGCGACGGAGAUCGGCCAGAUCGGUUCCUCUCUCCUGCUUACGUACUACGGGGGUCAAGGUCACCGGCCUAAGUGGAUCGCUUGGGGCAUGAUCCUGUUCGCGGUGAGCUCGUUCACCUGCUCGAUGCCCCAUUUCAUCUUUGGUAAACAGCUGAUCCAUCAGAACGAGAUGUUUUUCAGCGGUAUCGAGGGUGGUGACUCCACGAAUCUUUGCAAACUGCAGGAUCAAUCUGGGAACGCUACUUUGGAUAGCUGGAUCUCAUCUACGACGCCGGCUCAAGUGAACGCGAUGAACUACUGCAAGGGUGACUCGUUGACAGAGCAGAGAAUACAGAGCAAAAUAAUCACAAUGGUCCUGGCUAUAUUUUUCGUCUCCUUGUUAGGCGUUGGAAUGGGUCAGACGGCAGUCUACACCCUUGGUAUCCCUUACAUCGAUGAUAAUGUGGCCAGCAGAGAAAGUCCGCUCUAUUUCGACUUCCCUAAAGCGGUGAAGAGGCUGUUGAAGAACGACAUUCUUAUGUUCCGGACGGCCAGCAGCGUGCUGCACAUCCUACCGAUCGCCGGCCUCUACACCUUCCUGCCAAAGUACCUCGAGAGCCAAUUUCGCAUGCCAGCUCAUCAUGCGAACAUGAUCUCAGGUGUCGGUGGUAUUUUAGUAAUGGGUCUGGGUAUUAUAAUUAGCGGAGUGUUUAUCCUGAGGAUAAAGCCUAACGCCAGGUUCGUCGCAGCCUGGAUCGCCUUCACAGCGGUAGUUUACGCGGUCGGCAUGGGUGUGCUGAUGUUCGUCGGUUGCCCGAUGGAUGAUUUCGCUGGUCUCAUUUCACAUUCGGAUGGAUUGUCCAGCUUCGAGCCGACCUGCGAGGCCACCUGCGACUGCGUUCGAAACAAGUUCAGCCCGAUUUGUGGCGUCGAUGGGAAAACGUAUUUUUCCGCGUGCCACGCGGGCUGCUCUAAUUAUACGAUAGUCGAUGGCAAGGUAGCUUCGUUUUACAACUGCCAGUGCAUCGGGUCGAAUCUAACUUCACCGGAAAUAGCCAGUACCGCGACGAUCGGUUACUGCGAGCUCGAGUGCAGUAACUUUUGGGUUUACAUGGUCCUGUUCUCGGUGUUCGUUUUCAUCCAUUCGACCAGCGAAGUUGGCUCCAUGCUGUUGAUCCUACGGUGCGUGGAUCCACGGGACAAGGCGAUGGCUUUGGGGCUCAUACAAUUCGCCAUCGGCCUGUUUGGUAACGUCCCGUGUCCAAUCGUUUAUGGUGCUGUGGUGGACUCCGCUUGUCUCGUAUGGGAAUACGCUUGCGGCGAGCGUGGUGCCUGCUGGCUUUACGACUCGAAUGUCUUUAGAAUGUUCUAUCAUGGUACCACAGGUGGAAUCCUGAUUCUCGCGUUCGUAGUCGACAUAGUGGUGUGGUACAAGGCGGGAAGCAUUAGCUUCGUGGAGGAGCAGGAAGCGGAGGAGGGCACCGUGGAAGAAAUGGCCACCCUGAAGUCGCAGGACGCGCAGGCAGUGGACAACGACUAUUUAUGAAAGGGUCCCGGUCGACUUCGAUGGUAUCUCAUCAAGCACAGGCCUGAAUCUAGCGUCGUAAACCGGGACAAAGCGUGACGAGCCGUUCCUAACUGACGAGAACUCGGUGCCAGUAGCACGCUGGAGGUUCAAGACCGGGCGAUCGGUGUCGAUCUUCGUGUGUCACGUUCGUCGGCCGUUUCCUUUUCGCUGAGUUUCGUUCUUUUUUUUUUUUCUUUUUGUUUUUCCCUUUCGAGACCCGGACCUCUCUGUUGCCUGUUCAAAGCGACGAAGCGAAGGAUCCAAGAGGGAACGACGACGUUGGUGCUCGCAUCGAUCGCCUUUCGAAACUCGAAAGUUGAGUGAAGACGAGAUCGGACGAUGAACGAACUGUCGAAGAAGGCGGUGCUAGGCCACAGGAAAUACCUGUAGUUUCCGAAGAGGCUGUGCUGAGGUUUCAAAGAAGCGCGUCGGGGGAUGAAGACAGAAAAGAGAGAGACGAAAGAGUUCGAUAAUCAACGACGUGAUUGUUCUUGAGGUUCUUAGAGAAUUCUUGAAGACGUGAAGAUAACGAAGAACAACGAUUUGAAAUUAGAGAUAAAGCGGUACGAGGUACAUCCAGAGGAGAGCGAGAGAGAGUGAGUGAGAGAAAUAUCGAGCAGAAACGUCAGGUAAUAUAUAAAAUUUCGUAAAAAGGAAAGAAAGAUGAAAGAAAUUGCGAUAUAACGAUCGAUACGGACGACGAAACGCAUGGUUCUUUGGCACGCGAAGUUCUCGGAUUUUGGACGAGCUUCUCUUAGGCACUACCGUCCGUGUUCCACUCUGCAAAUACAACUAGGCGUAGGCAAACUGUACGUACAAGCGAUUUACGAUGUGUGUAUGUGUGUCGAUAAUAUUUAUCUGGGACGAAAUGCGCGAUAUAUAUGUCGUUGUUUUUGCUAGGGAAUAAGGAACAAUAAACGAAAGAUCAGAAGGAUAUAACAGGGACAGAUAAAAAACAAGAGAGAGAGAGAGAGCGAGAGAGAGAGAGAGAAAGAGAGAGAGAGAGAAUGAAUCUGGGAGCGAAUGAGGAAAAUAAGAAAAAUACAUAGGACAUAUUUUUUAGAUGAUUUGACGAUGAAAAUCCGGACGAUAAAGAUAAAAAGUAACGUUGAUUACUAAUUAUUAAAGCGUUAGCGGAUACGAUACGCAGGGAGAAGAGCGACGACGCAAACGAAAAGCAAAAAUAAAUUAAGACGCAAGAAGUAUGAGAGAAAACUGAAAUUAAAAGGGGUGGGAGGGGAAAAGCUGAGAAUUAAGAGCUGUAUUUUAAUAUGAUACAUUUUACACACUCGUGAGACACUCGUCGAUGUAUGCGCAUCUGCCGCCUGUGCUUUUAGUGCUUUUGGCGUUCAUCGUUUUUGAGUCCUGUUAGAUGGUUGACCUGGUCGUUUAUUAACCCUUUGUAGACUCUCUUUAGAUUUCGAUGAAGAUUGAUCGUAAUUCCUCAGUUCCAAGAAUCCAAUAAUAAAUUCAAAUUAAUACAUAUGUAAUAUAAAACUCGAAUGGAUAAUCAAUCAAAUUGAAACAAAAAGUACUUUAUGCAUUAUAUAUCGUUUUAUAUAUUAUAUUUUUAAAUUAGUAAAUUGUUAGAGUAAUUGCUGGUGGAAUUUUAUAAUCAAAGGGUUAGGUGGACGGUCAGUGUAUUGGAUAGUUGUAUGUCUUGCAUUAGAUGGGGAAACGAGAAAGAAAGGAGAGAACGGUUCCAGAAGGAAGAAAGAAAGAAAUUAGAAACGCGCAUUUAGGGUACGCAUUAGCCGUUAUGAAGUUCGCGAAUUAUUCGAUUCAGGGGCAUUGCUAAUAUAUUAUAACGUUUUGUGUUUUCUUCGAAGAACAUUUGGCUGAAAACUGAAAUCCAUCAGAAUUAGAUUGUGAAGAGAGAAGUAAGGAAAAAAUCAGGUAAUUUUCCAAUAAUUUUCCAAAGAAAUGAACAGAGGAACAAGGAACAUUUUUGGAGAAUUUUAAUUUUGAUCAAUUCUGUAUUGCUUCGUUCAUCCCCGCAAUCGGAAAACUAUUGCUUAAAAAAAGGAAGACACUAAAAUGGAAUCACUAAUAAUUCACAGAAUUAUUUUCUCUGACUUUGUACUUUAUGUUUAGCAUUAUUUUUCAUGUUUGUUUUAUUUUCUGUUUAUUCUAUUCUGUUUAUCUCGAAGCCAUUAACUGUAAAUGAAUCGUAAUAACGACGGCCAAUUGUUUCUUCGAAAUUCCAAGUGAAGAAAAUAUAUAUCAUACAUAUAACAUUGCAUUAACUCUGAACAAGCUUUCAGAGUGGCAGACGAUCUUCCGUUAGUCCAGAAGCCAAUAGCUACUUCAAAAGCGAAGAGAGUGAUUACUGAAAACGUAAUUUUUCUUUAUGAAACGUGUUACUUCCAAUUGAGACAGGCGAUUCUCUAGAAUUUCUUCUGGACUACGGUAGACCGUAUACUUUAACCCUUUCGAUAUUGAAGAUAGUUGCCCGUAUUCUGCAAUAGGACAAACGAAACCAACCGAAAGGGUUGAACGUGUUGCAUAUAGACAUUAUACGUAUCGUGUGUGCAUGUGCGUUUGUGUACAGUCGUACCAGUGAAUCGUUGACGAUGCAAUUGAGAAUGGAUUGCACAGGGGCGGAUACGGCCUUCCGUGCGCCUGUUGAUCUCCAUCGAGAAUUGUAUUUUUGUAUUCGAAGUGACACAUAAUCUAUAUUUUAAUCGAUCACGAGUCGUAUAUAGAACAGCAUGUAAUAACUUGGAAGCCAAUUUCAUCCUUUGACGCGAUUCGUUUCUUGGAACGUUUGAACGUUCGCCGUUCAAUGUUGGUUCAAUUCACUGCGACAAUUCUCUCCGUUUUUCGUUUGUCCACUGUCAAAUGGUGGAACGAGAAAAGGGGGGAGGGGGAACGAACGAUUCGAAGGGUGCUUCUUCGUUUUCCUCUUUCUUGGUAUCAAGAACGUCACGUGAUAAAUUAAUCGUCACGUAUCGUGUCGAUAUGAUACCGUUUUCGCGAUCGGUAAUGGAAUAAUCUACGAUCUACACAGUAUGUUCUGAUCGAUUGUUUGUCCUUAAAAUUAAACGAAACGCAUUUGAAACGAGAGACGACAAUAUUUUCGCAAGGAGAGACUAGAUACGCUGAUAUUUACUAAAAGAUUUAUCACGUGCACGAUAUGAUCGAAGAAAGGGUUUAUAAUUUUGGAGAAGAGAGAAGAGAUAUGACCUGUGGUAUCGCAAUCUCAGAAUAAUCGUUGUUUCGCUUGAGAGUCGGUCCGAGAGAUGAUGCGUUUUAACCUUCGCGCGUUGGCAGGUGAAUUUUCGUGUCUCUUAGCAUUACGAAGCCGUUUUUAGGAGUUUCAAGGAGUUUUAUCCCACGAAACGCGAUUACAUACGCGAUAGACGUUAUGUAGAUUUUAGAGUGUUUUGCAUGCCGUUUUAUGAGCAAAAUUCACGCACUGGUUGCCUGGAGCAACAUUGCCAAACGAGGAGUCAAAACCGACAUCUCCGUCGUUGCGACUGUCGAACGAAAUUUCUCACAGGUUUUUCUCUCUGUCGAUGCAUUGUCGGACGCAUUGUAUCAAUCGAACAAGAUUUUAAACGGACUUGGUCGUCAAAUAACGAUGAACAGAACUAUUUUCGACGGUCGAAGCCGUGAUGUACAAACACUACGCGCUCUUCUCUACGGUUCGAUUUAUUUUUAACCGCGUUUUUCAAUUCUUUUCCCAUCGACGGAACGGCUAGAGGAUUCGAAGAGAGAGAGAGAGAGAGAGAGAGAGAGAGAGAGAGAGAGGCCGUCGUCGUCCCAUGUGUCCGUCACAAAGAUAUUUUUCUUGAAGAAACGAAUCUGAAUUGGGAAGCGUAACGGCGACACAUGCGUUUAUUUUCCAAGAAAGUCGCGAACCAGAGUUCGACGGGUCUCGACGAGACGCCCUUUAGGUUCUAGCAUCUUGUUUUGAAACGCGUUCCUCGGUUCGUUGAUGAAAGUACGUAAUACCAGUGAACCAGAGAUUCCUCGAACCUACGAACGGACAAGGGUGAAGCGAAUCUUCGCGAGCGAGUUCCAUUUGAUUUUAUUUUAUUUUAAUUUCCUUUCUUCGAAAGGGGGAGGUAAACCUCGAUGAAUGAUGUGUACUUGUGCGUUUGCCUUUCAGUGCUCGAUUAUACGUUAACUGUAUAUUACAUGUACGAUAGAAUUGUACAUAUAGGAAAGUACAAUAAUUGCCAAAAUAAUCAUGGCGUGGAGCGACUCAGUCUUUAUUCCGUGUGUUGCGCCAGUCGGUGUAUCUAAGAUGGACAAAUGACGUCUUCGACGUCGAAUCUUUUAUGAAUUUUACCCACAAAGGGAGGGGCACUUGCGCGAACGUGAAUUUUAUCCGAGAUAUCUUGGACUUUGACGAGGAUUUUGAAAUGUAAUACGAUUGACUGUUCGAUUUAGUCGCCUGUCUCGGUUCAUUUGUCCAUCGUUCAUUAAAAUAAAAUAUGCUUAAUCGCAUCGCCAGGAGAAUCGACGCAGUGAUGACGCGAUAACGUUCAAAACACUGCCCUCUUACUGAUACUGCCAGUCAACGAAAAGACUUGUUUCGUGUGAAAGCUCGUCAGCCAAUUAAACUACUGCCAGAUAUUAUCGAAUCACUUUUACCAGUGUCCUUUGCGAACUGUCCAUUUACAAGAUUCUUUGGCCCAAUAUAAGCAGUUUGCUUUUAUAUAGCAAUACUUUCCUUUGCAUUUGAUACUUCUCGCGUAAUUCGAACGAGUUUUUUUUUUACCAAAUGCAUUAACAUUUAUAUACAACGUCGACAAUCUAAAAGAUAAGAAAAUAUUCAUUUUUUUACAUUAGCCACUUACAUUCAUUCAGCAUUUAACGUUCACUAGCCAUAUCUUUUGAUGCGUCAUCGUUGUCUGAAGUCUCACAGUAUCGUCGAUCAAACAUUAUUAAAAAAAGAAAAAAGAAACAGAAAAAAAAAAGGUAAAAGAGGAACCGAUCACUGGCGGAACACAGAAUACCAUAAUAAUUAUAUUUUAGUAAAAAAAAGAAUUUAUCAUUAAUAUACUUGUAGGAUAAUCAUUCGCGCAAGCGGACACCACGAUUUUAUCUAAUUACGACGUAGUUCUGUAAGAGAACCAUAAUUGCUAGUCUUUAAUUUGCGACGUGCUCACGUGUACUCGCACGUCUCGACGGAAUAUAUACUGGAUGUUUUAUGAAUCCUUCGAUUGGAGCAACUUCAUCAUUCUGCGAUCAAUUUUUAUAUAUUUUUAAUCUUCUAAGAUUGCGAUUUAAUUCAACAAGCUGUCGAACAAAAUUUUCGUUACACGCUCUGAAUAAGAAUUUCCAUCCGAGUCCUCAAUAUUACUUUGCAAAAGUAUCGUCUCCGCGAAUUCGACGAAUCAUUGAAUCUCAUUGUUAAGGCUGAUCUCUGUAUUUUUACGAAAAUUUGGAAAAAGAAAGAAAA
Molecule: messenger RNA, 8998 nt
Organism: Frieseomelitta varia
Lineage: Eukaryota; Metazoa; Arthropoda; Insecta; Hymenoptera; Apidae
Gene: Oatp74D
Product: solute carrier organic anion transporter family member 74D
Exons: 10
Coding region: 1624-3564 (646 amino acids)
Biological process (GO): sodium-independent organic anion transport; transmembrane transport
Cellular component (GO): membrane
Molecular function (GO): protein binding
Source: RefSeq, a predicted model, not a curated record